AAUUAUUAUUCAGGUUCCUGUUGGGGGGGUUGCUGGUCAAACGGAGUCUUGUGCUGCUGCUAUGAAAUCGAAAUUAACUUGAAAACGCGUGUAUAGACGACUUUUUUUAUAUGAGGAGUUUAUUUCUUUAGACACGGUGUAAGCGCAGGAUACAAUUUCUAAUUGUUUAUUGAGAGAUUGUUCCGAGUUUCGCCGUGCUUUUUACACGCGGAUUACAUUAGCGGCCUACGGCUUCCACCGACCAGGAAAAUCCGCGGAUCACGUUUUGGCCUUCGGUCGGUUCGAGACCAGAGCUUAUUUUAACAUCUUUUAAAGGAAGAGAAUUAACCCGAUUCUAAUGCCAACUUGUGUCAAGAGAAACAGAAAGGAGUGACCACGUAGGACGGAAUCCAGUGGAACUGGUGUGUCUCUCUUCUUUCAUCUUGUUUUUCACGUUUGGAGGAUGCCCACAUACACAGUGUUCUGAGCACGUUUUGGAGCUGGCGAGUGCUCCUGGAGGUUCGAGGUGUAAUACAUCUCCCAUUUCUCACCUGUGGUGGUCCGACUGAGCCGUCAAAAUAAGUUCCUCGUUGCCCCCCCACUUGUCGCAUCGCGGCCAGUCCAGCAACCCCUUCCCCCUGGAUUCACACGCCAAGCGGUCCCACUACGGCACCAAGCUGAAUCCGUACACGCGGGCGCGGAUGACUGAGGCGUGGCAGCAGCAUGCUGUUGCCCCGCCUCCUGUCGUCCACGCCAUCCCGCCGGGGGCAGAGAAUGCGCUCGGAUGCGCCGUGUAUGGCAUCGUGCUGCAGCCGGACGCUCUGCAGUCACAGCAGCAGCAACAGCAGCAGCAACAUCACAGCCAGCAGCACAGCCAGCAGCAGCAGCACCCGGCUCAGGCGCAGCAGCCUUCACUGCAGGUCGGGAGCGAAGGAGGCCACAAAUGCGGCGCGUGCGGCCAUGACAUCUCGCAUCUGGCCAAUCCGCACGAGCACCAGUGCAUGGUAAGCCAGGACCGCUCGUUCCAGUGCACGCAGUGCCUGAAGAUCUUUCACCAAGCCACGGACCUCUUGGAGCACCAGUGCGUGCAGGUGGAGCAGAAGCCGUUUGUAUGUGGUGUGUGCAAGAUGGGCUUCUCGCUGCUCACGUCGCUGGCACAGCACCACAAUGCCCACAACAGUGGAAAUCCCAUGAAGUGCUCAAUCUGCGAGAAGACCUACCGGCCUGGAUCUUCAGGAAAUGCCACACCGACUUCGUCAGGCAGCACCAAUCCUGCUCAGCCUUCCAGCGACGGUGCAUCAGCGAGCAGCAGCGCAGCGGUCGGUGCUUCUGGACAGCCUACCUUUGAGUCCUCCGCUCCUUACAGGCCCUACAAGUGCUCCGUGUGCUCGAAGGGUUUCCGUCAUCUGUCCGAGCUGACGCGGCACGAGCGUGUGCACACAGGCGAGAAGCCGUUCAAGUGCGAGACGUGCGACAAGAGCUUCAGCCAGCAGUCACACUUGCAGCACCACCAGCGCACGCACAGUUCGGAGCGACCAUUCAAGUGCGCAGUGUGUGAAAAGAGCUUCAAGCACCGCUCGCACCUGGUGCGGCACAUGUACGCGCACUCGGGCGAGCACCUGUUCAAGUGCAACGUGUGCGAGCUGCACUUUAAGGAGUCAUCUGAGCUUCUGCACCACCAGUGUCAGCCGCAGGGCGCACGGCCGUUCCGCUGCGCCACGUGCGGCAAGGGCUUCAAGCGGCCAUCCGACCUGCGCCAGCACGAGCGCACGCACUCUGAGGAGCGGCCGUAUCACUGCGACGACUGCCAGAUGAGCUUCAAGCAGCAGUAUGCGCUCGUGCGUCACCGCCGCACGCACACGGCCUCCGGAGACCGACCGUUCAAGUGCAACCUGUGUGACAAGGGCUUCCUGCAGCCGUCGCACCUGCUUUACCACCAGCAUGUGCACGGCAUGGACAACCUCUUCAAGUGCGCAUCGUGUGGCAAGGGGUUCAGCCAGUCGGGCGAGCUGCUACGGCACAAGUGCGGCGAGCCCUCGAGCACGCCCACCAACCCGGACAAGCCGUACAAGUGUGACGUCUGCGGCAAGGCUUACAAGAAAGCGGCCACGCUGCAGCGCCACCAAACCACACAUUGCAACGAGAAGCCUCUGAAGUGCUCGCUGUGUGACCGCCGCUUCCUCUCAUCAUCCGAGUUCGUGCAGCACCGUUGCGACCCCUCGCGAGAGAAGCCGCUCAAGUGCCCGGACUGCGAAAAGCGCUUCAAAUACUCGUCUGAGAUGAACCGCCACCGGCGUGUCCACACCGGCGAGAAGCCAUACAAAUGCGCCAGCUGCGAUAAGAGCUUCAAGCAGCGUGAGCACCUUGCCAAGCAUCAAAGCGUUCACUCCAGGGACGCGCAGUUCAAGUGUGUGUGGUGCGGAGAGCGAUUCGCUGAUCUCGGCUUGCUCCAGGAGCACACGGUCCAACACACUGCCGAAGGAGGCGGAUACCCGGUGUCGUCUCUCAUUCAGUAACCCUCGGGUUGUUUUCUCUUGUUUUUAGACAGCUCCAAAUACUAAGCAAGUGGUAUAAUCACCUCAUUACCUACAUAUACAUAAACGCCUUCAUUAUUCCGUUGUAUACCAUUUCAUCUUGGACAAAGCAAUAGGUGCUGAAAAUUAGAAGCAUCGCUCACCUUCCAGCCUUGAUUUAAAGCUUGAAUUGUUACAAUUCAAGGGAAAAUAAUGAAGGACAAAAACUUUCCAAGGUGAGGAAGAGCAAGAGAGGAUAGUUGUUGUUUCAUAGCUGUGAGAGAUGAAGAAAUGGCUCACCUUUGGAGUCUUUAUGCCAGUCUAUCAGUUUGGUAUUCAAUUUGAUCAAUCUUUUAUCCGUCAGAGCUCUGGACUUUAUAUUUAAAAAAAAAAAAAAAUGGGGGGGAAAAAAUCUAGUUAACAGUAGCUAGUGCAUUUUUAGAUAUACUUUGUGUGCUUUCUUUUGAGUUUCAUUUGCAGCUACAGAUUCUUUCCUUCCAAUCAAGAAUGAAUUGAUGGGAGACUGGUCAGUCCCUAGCCACGCUCUGACAUGAAGAAUACUGUAUAUAUGUUUCAACUUGUAUCGCCUGCUUCUAGACACCUCAGCUAGACAUAGCUGACCAGAUGUUCCGAAACAGCUGGGGGUUAGCCUAUAUUGUGCUAUUACGAUAUUAUGAACUAUUCAUGCUGUCUGUAAGUGUGUGUCGUCGUAUAUGUGUGCCCUUCGAUGUGGCAGAAAUUGUAUGUACCAAAAAAAAAAGAAAAAAAACAAAGUACUGUAUGACACCCCAGAAGGGCAUGUUGUUAACCAGGUAGUCCAUCACCGUCUCUGCAUUUCACUGCAAUAUACAUAAAUAUAUACGAUAUAGAAAUAUAUACAUCACUCAUGUAUACAUGCAUACAGUUCAUAUUCCCACAAGUGUGACUGUCCUGAAGCAGCUUUGUGUUACUGUAAGUACAUAGGUUAGUAUGUAUGCAUCAUGUUUUCUAGUCUUGUCUUUAGUCUUUCCUAAAAACUUUUAUAGAUUUUUUUUAUUAUGUGGAACUCUUUCUCAAAUUAUCCUUUUUUUUUUUUCCUUUUUCUCUUGCUUUGUAGAUUCUUAGGCAUUUGAUGAUAAUGAUGGUGUCAUAUGAGAGUAGUUUGUGCACCCUGUUGAUUUGUGACGAGGAGUCCUAUUAUUAUUAUUAUUAUUAUUAUUAUUAUUAAUUUACCCACAUUCAGAGCCGGCUUUGAGAAUUGGUCUACGUCACAACCUCCCUUAGUGUCGGCCAGACUUUGAAUACAAUUCAUGUUUUCUCUGUACAGUAGCAUGUGUGAGAUUUCUACAGCCUGUAUAGAUUUAUUAUAUUUCCUGUUUACUUGCCUGCAUUUAUACUGUAAAAUGACGCCCCACGUCGUCUUUUUGUUUUGGUAUUUUGGAGAACGAAUUUUUUCGCCCCAUGAUGUAAGAAGGGAAAAUAUGCUUAGCACCUAUACAGGUUGAUGUAUUCGCAGCCCCCCCCCCCCCUCCCCCCCGUAUAUAUGUUGUUUAGUUUAAUUCACUUAUGUUACAAUAGUUAAAAAGUCAUAUUCUUUAGCUCCCUAGGCCUUGAGCGACUGUGGACGUGAAUGCAGAAUAAGCGUACACAAAUCUCUACAGCACGAAUUUUGAACUCCAAGGUGACUCUGGUGGUUUUUCACAAGCAAGGCUGUGUGGCGCUUUGGGUUUCCCUCCGUUUUCACGUGACUGUGAUUGAUGAGCAGGCCUCUGAGGGCUGUGCAGUAUUAUAAUUAACGCGUGGCGUAUGGAGGUCGGAGCUCUAGAUACAUUUGGCCUUAAAAGCAUGAGCGAUUCAGGGUGUAUCCAUAGCCUCCAUGUUUAUAUUGUGGUCUUUAGGUUUUUUUAUACAUAUAUUUUACAUAUACAUUCUUAAACGUUUGUGUUUGUUUCAAGAGGUGUGGUUUUUUUUUUUCCCCCCAGGCAUUAAAAGUUUGACUCAAAGGGGACUUGGUUGGGAUUUGAGAGAAAAAAAAUCUAUGCCUUUUUUUUUUUUUUUUUUUUUUUCCUUCACAUUUGCAUUGUAUAUUCUUUUUUUUUUCUUUUUUUUUUAAUUAAUAUUGUUUAAAAUUUCUAUAUAAAUAUAUAUACUUGGUGGGAGGGUCAGGGCCACAGAGGAAGGGAUGCUGGGUAAUGAGGUUGAAGGGGACAUUCUAGGUUGACGUGAGUGAUUUUGGCGUGUACUCCCCUUCCUCUGCGGUCCUGUACUCUGCCUCGUGCAUGCCUGCUGUUCGUUCCUGUAAUCUGUUUUAAAAAUGUUUGUGCUCCACGGCACACUUUAACUCCUCUUUAGCUUUUUUCAAAUUGUAGAUUGUGGAUGAGUUAGUAAGAAAAAUUUCAUGUGGAGAUGGAUGUGACAUUCAUGCUAAAUAUCUGUAUGUAGCAUUUAAUAUACACAGCACUAACUAAUAAACUUUCUCAUUAAUAACGU
Messenger RNA from Ictalurus punctatus (channel catfish), 4961 nucleotides. It is a transcript of the gene znf319b, whose product is annotated as zinc finger protein 319b. The transcript has 2 exons. The coding region runs from base 681 to 2495 and encodes 604 amino acids. The record is from RefSeq and is a predicted model, not a curated record. Lineage: Eukaryota; Metazoa; Chordata; Actinopteri; Siluriformes; Ictaluridae.